Hemibagrus wyckioides is the source of this 2782-nucleotide messenger RNA. RefSeq names its product C1q and TNF related 1 (gene c1qtnf1). The coding region runs from base 173 to 1012 and encodes 279 amino acids. NCBI's taxonomy places the organism in Eukaryota, Metazoa, Chordata, Actinopteri, Siluriformes, Bagridae. The record is from RefSeq and is a predicted model, not a curated record. Gene Ontology annotation, molecular function: protein binding. The transcript has 4 exons.
CUGGCUCCUGAUGGCACACUGGGUUUUGGUUUGCAGGAGGGAGAUGUCUCACACAGCCUGACGUGAAAACACACUCUUAGAGAAAAACAGCAGCAUCAACAUUGCAAAAACGAAGACCACAGUGAGACAUUAGCUUGCCCUCUCCAGCUUUAGAGAAGAGACCUUUGCACAGAUGGCCUGGAUAUGCAGUCAUCACGGGACCUCUGUGCCAGUGGUGAGUGUAGGAUUAUUUCUACUGAUGUGUGCAACAUGGGCCGAACCAUACAGGACCCCUUACACUGAGACAGACCAUGAUCGAUAUGAACCCAGAAAUCAUCAAAACACAGACCAUCGAGACACCAGUGUCAGCAGGACGCCCGAAUGCCGGCGAUGUUGUGACCCAGGAGAGGAGCCUCUUCAAUAUGGCAGCACUUACCCUCAAUACCAGGUGGUUCCACAGAUAAACAUCACCAUCCUUAAAGGGGAAAAGGGAGAAAGCGGCCAGCGUGGACCCGGUGGCAAAGUAGGCAAGACAGGGCAGGGAGGCCCAAGAGGACCGAAUGGCUUAAAGGGCUCCAAGGGCAAUAUGGGAACCCCAGGAGAACCCUGUAAAUCCUACUAUUCUGCCUUCUCAGUAGGCCGAAAGAAAGCCCUGCAUAGCAACGACUACUACCAGACGCUGGUAUUUGACACAGAAUUAGUCAACCUCUACAACCAUUUCAACAUGUUCACAGGCAAAUUCUUUUGCUACGUGCCAGGAAUUUAUUUCUUCAGCCUCAAUGUACACACAUGGAACCAGAAGGAGACGUACCUGCAUGUGAUGAAAAACGAGCAGGAGGUGGCCAUCCUGUAUGCGCAACCCAGUGAUCGCUCCAUCAUGCAGAGCCAGAGUUUGAUGCUGGAGCUGAAGAGAGAUGAUGAGGUGUGGGUUCGACUCUAUAAGGGUGAGAGAGAGAAUGCCAUCUUCAGCGAUGACUUUGAUACCUACAUUAUGUUCAGCGGUUACCUCAUCAAAGCCGACGGUGAAGCUUAGCAGACUUCAGUGAUGCACUAGUAGGCACAAAAUACAUAUAUUUGUAUAGAGCCAUGGAAUUAUCACCGUAAUGCUUAUUUUAGAUCUUUUAUAUUGGACAUUUAAGAUUUAUAAAAAGUCCUUCUGGAUUUAUUUAAUCUGAGUAUAAAGUACAGAGACAGGGGAAUAUCAGUGGUGUUGGGAGCAUAAAGCUGAACCAGGGACCAAAAUAAAAAAGUGUGGCUUAUGACCUGUAUUACUCUAUAUUACUCUAUUACUGUAUUAUGCUCAAAUAUUUAUUUUGUUAAGCUUAGCUAUGAAAGAGAGUGGAGUUAUUGUGGGUUUGUUUCACAGGUCAACACUUACACAACAAUCUACCUGUCUUUAGGAUGGGUUUGGUGCUUCAUUUUGCACAUGAUGAUGGAAAUAUUUUGCAAAUGUUGCUCUGAUCAAGUACGACACAGUCCGACGGUACUGUUGAACAGGCACAUAUUAUCUGGAAUAGAAUUUUGUAAUAAAUAUAUUUCUGUAUUAUUAGAAAUUGCAUUUAUAGUAUAUUUACCAAUAAUUUAGAUACACUCUGAAAUCUUGGGAAAUAUUUUCAAAAAAAGAAAGAAAGAGAAACGAUUUAGCCGUGAAGUGAAAUGUUGUAUUCAUAGUUUGUUACUUAAAAGUUUGUCAGAUCCCUCCUCCAUGAGAUGAGAGAACUCAGAUCUCAUGGCAUUUACAGGAAAUUCUUAAUAAAAGGCGAAGUGGAAGCCUCGGGAGGAGGCAUUUUUAUUGUCAACAGCUGUAAAUGUUCUUCUUUCUCUCUCUGACAUUAAUAGAAAAUGUGUUACAGGCCAGUUAUUUAAACUUCUUAUUACAAAUAUGAUGUACAUAUUAAUGACCUUGCAUAUUUAUCAAAUUAAAACUUAUAAAUAAUAAUAACACAAAAAAACAGCUGACACUUUUAAAAUAAACUGGUGUCAUGUGUGGGGGUGUCUUUAUUUUCGCUGGCUUGGGUGGACUAUGAAAAGUGUCCAAGUGCUCUUGACCCAUAGGAAUGUUUCCUGGCUUGGAAGUUUAUAGAUAUAUUAGGGUCCAAAUGCUUCACACCCUGUUUGAUUAUAGCUAAAUGACAGCAGUAGCACUUUCAACAGCAAUUUCUUAACACACUUAGUUGAGAUGCAGACAUUUGCCUUUGACUUUAACUGCUGUAAGUACAGUACGCUGGCUUUAAUCCUGCUAUUAUCAUUGACAGAUUGAUAACAGCCAUUAAUGGCCAUUGUCAGUGUGUGUGGUGCUCUCACGUUCAGUUUUAUUGCAGUCAUUAAGACAUAUAUUAUGGUAAUGCAUCACAGCUAUGCACAUAACACAUGACGAGUUUAAUAGCAUGUGGGUAAACAAAGCCGUGAUGCAGUCCAGAUGUCAGAGUCUUUGAUGCUGAUGCUGGUGUUACUCUGUCAAACAAAAACAACACUACAGAAAUGACACAAAACCAAGUUAUCUAUCAGUAACUACAUCGUACGAGGAGAUGACUAUUUUUCCAUCAUGAUUUAACUAUGUCUAAAAACAUAGCAGGUACAGAGACCCUCAUUACAAUAAACAGAAACAAAACUUAACCUUUGUCACCCUCUUGUGGUUGCUGUAUUGAUGACAACUUGUUUUUAAAAAAUAUUGCUCUGUGUAAGUGUUACGCUUCACUGUAUGAUAAUGAGUCUCAGAUGAGCUAACAGGCUAUUCAUUGUACUCACUCCUAACUCACAAGGUUUGUUAUGCAAUAAACAUUUACUUUUUAUACACCUUUAU